AGAUCAGAAGAAGAGAAGAGACAGAAGUCAUGUCCAAAGUGUGGCCAGCUCUCACAUGUCAGAAGGUCAGUGUGACUCUGAUGUUAGUAAAAAGUUCAAAAUGACAAGUUUGGUGAAGGAAUACAAACAAUCCCUAAAGGAAAAGAGACUUUCCUCUGCAGGGUCUGGUAAAAGAACAAGAUAUCCACUUGAUGUGUCCAUCUACAUGAGAACUAAGUCUGAUGAAAGACCUUAUGUCUGUAAAGAAUGUGACAAAAGUUUUAGUCAUGCAUAUAAACUUAAGAGACACAUGAAAAUUCACACAGGAGGGAAGUAUUUUAUGUGUACAGAAUGUGAUAAAAGUUUUCGUGGAAAAUCUCAACUCAAAAGACACAUGAGAACUCAUACAGGAGAGAAGCCUUUUUCGUGUAAAGAAUGUGACAGAAGUUUUAGUCAUCUAGUUUCUCUCAAAGCACACAUGAGAACUCAUACAGGAGAGAAGCCUUUUAAGUGUAAAGAAUGUGACAGAAGCUUUAGUGUUAAAUAUGGUCUCAAAAAACACAUGAGAACUCAUACAGGAGAGAAGCCUUACUCGUGUAAAGAAUGUGACAGAAGUUUUAGUCAUACAGUUUCUCUCAAAAGACACAUUAGAACUCAUACAGGAGAGAAGCCUUUUUUGUGUCAAGAAUGCGACAAAAGCUUUAGUCAAUUAGGUAGUCUCAAAUCGCACAUGAGAACGCAUACAGGAGAGAAGCCUUUCUCGUGUACAGAAUGUGAUAAAAGUUUCAGUCGAAAAUAUGAUCUCAAUAGACACAUAAGAACUCAUACAGGAGAGAAGCCUUUUGUAACCCUUCCGCUCUACUUAGUUUGUUUACAUUAAAAGUGGGGUCAUCUGGACCCCC
This is a messenger RNA of Oryzias melastigma (Indian medaka), 881 nucleotides long. Its product is annotated as gastrula zinc finger protein XlCGF49.1-like. Lineage: Eukaryota; Metazoa; Chordata; Actinopteri; Beloniformes; Adrianichthyidae. The coding region runs from base 56 to 859 and encodes 267 amino acids. The transcript has a single exon. Gene Ontology annotation, molecular function: RNA polymerase II cis-regulatory region sequence-specific DNA binding; DNA-binding transcription factor activity, RNA polymerase II-specific. The record is from RefSeq and is a predicted model, not a curated record. Gene Ontology annotation, biological process: regulation of transcription by RNA polymerase II.